UUGGCAAGGUAUUGUUAGCAGAAGUAAAUAAGACUACGUCAGUUAAUUUGGUAGCAGUGAAUUGUGUUUAGGUAGCUUUAAUAUGUUUGUCGCAUAAUUAUAUUAGUAAAUAUGAAGUAUUAUAAUUAUCUUAGUGUUAUUCUGAUUUUAAUUUAUAUUUUUGAAUGCAAUUAUUCUUUAAAUGUAGAAGAACUAAAACCGUUAAAUUAUGAAGUUGAUAUUCUACAAACUCCAAUUAAACGAGGAGAAGAGCCUUCAGUUCCUGUUGUUCAUAUGACUUCAAUGUAUGGCCAAGAAUAUUCUUGUACACUUCCUCAAGUUGAAGAAGAAGAUUCAUCAGAAAAGAUUCCGGUUGAUGAAAAAAGUACAGAUAUUAAAGAGCUGUUAAAACCAAUGAAGACAGGAUCAUGUCUCUUAAAAGGGAAAGAUUGGUGGACAUAUGAAUUUUGUUUUGGACAUUAUAUUAAGCAGUUUCACAUUGAAGAUGGCCAAAUCAUUGGACAAGUUAUUACAUUAGGUUUAUAUGAUUCUGAUUAUGAUUGGAGCAAUGACACUGAUGAGGAUAAAUUUAAACAUGUGAAACAACGAUAUCAUUCACAGUAUUAUGUAAAUGGAACAAAAUGUGAUUUGACUGGACAUCCACGUAGUGCUGAAGUGCGACUCUACUGUGAAGAAGAUGCUGGGGAUUACAUUUAUCGUGUUGAUGAACCAGGCACAUGCAAUUAUGUUAUUACAGUCCAUACUUCCCGUUUGUGCUCACAUCCUCAAUUAAAACCUUUGCCUGCAAAGAAAGCAUACUCUAUACCUUGUCAUCCUCUACUAAAUGAAGAACAGUAUUCUAGUUAUAUGAAAAAAUUAAAUGAAGAAAAAGAAUUAGCGGAUCGGAAACGGAGCCAGUGGUUAAAUAGUCAGCAAGAACGUUUACAAGAGAUGAAAAAUGAAAAUAUGCAUAACAUUGAAAGUAUUGAGAAACAGAAAAUGUCAUUAAAAAGUGAGGCUGAAAAAGAGAAAAAUCCCAUUCAUGACAAAUCAGAAACUGAUAAAUCUGAUGAGAGUUCUUCAAGUGAGGAGAAAAAAAGUUCAUCUGGUAAAUCAAAUGAAGCAAUUGUUGAAUCGUAUUUAUUUCAAGAGUAUGAUAGAGAAUUAGAAAAACUGAAAUCAAUCCUUCCUCCGGAGAAGUUCUCUAUACUCAAAAAAAGCAUCCAAAAGCAUUUUGAUGCUAUAUUAGACGAAGCUGAGGAAGAUGAAAGCUCAGAACUUUCAGAAGAAGCUAAAGAUUUGUCCUAUCAAAAGCUUACAAAUACUCUAAACAUGCUUUUAAAAAAGUUGGACAAAGCUGAGAAAGAUGUUGUAGAAGCUACAAAAGAAUUAAAUAAAGUGAAAUCAGUUAUUACUGAAACUUCUGAAGAAGAUACUGAUGAAAAAAGUAAAGAUUCCAAGGGUGAAAAAAAUGAGAAAAAGGAUUCUUCGGUUGAUGAAGGGCCUUUAAAAACAAUUGAAACGAUUGACAAGCAAACAUCAAUUGUUGAUGACGAUGAACUGCAUGUACGAAUUCAAAGACUUGAUCGCAGAUCCAAAGAUCCAGAUGGGAAAAUGUAUGAAAUGGAUACUGCACAAAGGAAAAAACUUGAGCAGGCAGUAAAAGAAAGGUUAGAGAAAGCUGGAUUAGAUACUGGAGGCCGAAGAAUUGAAGUGAAGAUAAUAACUGCUGGGUAUUAUGAUAAUGAGGAAGGAAAGGACUUUCAUACACUUUCUGAUGAAGAAACCAAUCAAUUCCAAAACAUGAUUAUGGCAUUACUGACUGGACAACAGGAAGCUGUUCAAGAGAUGGAAAGACAGAAAAAAUUAGAAACAAAUUAUAGAUUUACAUGGAAUGAUGAUAAAGAAGAAGAAAAAGAUGGUUGAAUGUCUGAUUGCAAUUAUAUAGUAGAAGAAGUGAAACCUGUUUAAUGCACAUAAUGCUCAGUCCUAUUAUAUGUGAUCACCUGCAAACGAAAACAAUUUUUUGUUACUUAAAUUAGUAAUUUAUUGUGAACAAUAUAGUUUUUGUGAGGUCUUGUACAUAAUUUAUUGUGAUAGUCAAAAAAUAAACACAUUGUUUUUACUGUG
Molecule: messenger RNA, 2109 nt
Organism: Argiope bruennichi
Lineage: Eukaryota; Metazoa; Arthropoda; Arachnida; Araneae; Araneidae
Product: protein OS-9-like
Exons: 14
Coding region: 112-1905 (597 amino acids)
Biological process (GO): endoplasmic reticulum unfolded protein response; retrograde protein transport, ER to cytosol
Cellular component (GO): endoplasmic reticulum lumen
Source: RefSeq, a predicted model, not a curated record